AUGGCGAGGACCAGGGCCGAUAGCUUGCUCUCCGCCGUUGACACCGUGGAUGCUCGGUCUGUACUGUCAAUGCAGGAACUCGACCCUUCGCCGGUCGACGACAGUCCGCCUGAUAUCGAAACUGGAGACUACUUUCCUGAACCAGUGAAUGUCAUUAGGCGAGCGGAGCCCCGUUCAUUUGGUAUCUCGCGGAUGGGACUCAAAUCUCAUAGCUGGGACUAUUGGCUUUCGGCCAUCCAACGGUAUUCCACCUAUCCACCCACCGUCUUUUUUGCCUUGCAUGCCGCCAAUACGUCUCUCAUUCCUCUCGCCACGCGAUCCAUCCCGUAUAGUGACUCGUUUCUAUUGCUCACGCGACCCAUCUACCAGUCCCCUUCCCUCGAACCUGUAAUGCUAGCGCUCCCCAUUGUCGCACAUAUCGCUUCCAGCUUAGCUUUAGGCAGCAUUCGGGCGCGUAGACGCGCAGAACUUUACGGUGCAGAAUCACGGAGUCAGAGGUAUCUCAUCAGAUCUUGGCCGGUGCCAAGCUUACAGGCGAAACUGGGAUAUGCCAUGAUCCCUUUAUUGGGUCUGCACGUGGGCGUCAAUCGUGCAAUUCCUCUAGAGGUUGACGGAGGAAGCUCGAGCGUUGGGCUGGGCUAUGUCGCACAUGGGUUUGCGCGAAGUCCCGUUUUUUGGAACCUGUUCUACAUCCUCUUUGUCGCAACGAGCGUAUGGCAUUUAGUCGGUGGUCUGGCGACAUGGAUGGGUAUCAGGGUUACUACAGUUCGUACGGAAAGGGGACAAGCUUUGUCCAAAACUACUGGGAUUUUGGGCGAACACAGAAACGAGACGCAAAGGAUGAAGAAAAACAGGUGGCUUGUUCACGGUAUCGCUGGGCUUGUCACCGCCAUUUGGCUCGCAAGUGGAUUGGGUAUCGUAGGACGAGGAGGCUCUGGCUCAAGCUGGGAAGUGAAGAGUUGGGAUAAGCUCUAUGCGAGCGUUCCUGUUAUUGGGGAAUGGCUAUGA
Messenger RNA from Talaromyces atroroseus, 1008 nucleotides. RefSeq lists its product as hypothetical. The record is from RefSeq and is a predicted model, not a curated record. The coding region runs from base 1 to 1008 and encodes 335 amino acids. The transcript is spliced from 2 exons. Gene Ontology annotation, cellular component: mitochondrial outer membrane. Gene Ontology annotation, biological process: mitochondrion organization; lipid homeostasis. NCBI's taxonomy places the organism in Eukaryota, Fungi, Ascomycota, Eurotiomycetes, Eurotiales, Trichocomaceae.